CAUUCAUUUAUUUCAGCACCAUGGGUCUCUUCUCAAAGUCAUUCGACCCAGUCACUGACCUCCCAGACUUGUCUGGUAAAGUCAUACUUGUUACAGGCGGAAACAGAGGUAUCGGCUACUCGACUGUGAAGCACCUGGCACGUCAUGGUGCCAAGGUGUACAUGGGCGCACGCAACCAAAGCAAGGCAGAGGAGGCGAUCGCACAAUUGAAAGCAGAGGGACUGGGUCCUGGGAACGGCGAUGUUAUCUGGUUGGACCUCGAUUUGAAGGACCCUCGAAAUGCGAAGGAAGCGGCAGAGGUAUUUAUGAAGCAGGAGAAGAGAUUGGAUGUUCUAAGUCAGUCGACUGAGACUUACGCCAUAACGCCAGAUGGAAUUCAGGAGACACUGGUGGUCAACGUCAUCAGUCAUAUCGUCCUGACACGCACCCUUCAACCGCUGCUGGACCAGACAGCAGCAGAACCAAAUUCAGACGUUCGCAUAGUCGUCGUCACUUCAUGCGGCCACCGGUUUGUACCAGGGAAACCUCGUUUCCGUAACCUUGAUGACCUUAACACCGAGCCCAAGAGUUGGUUUUCACCCAGCUUCGCGCGGUAUUGCAUGUCGAAACUCAUGAAUAUACUCUACGCUUCUGAACUUCAGAGACACCUCACCGCUGUUGGCUCUCCCAUCACCGUUAUCGCCGUUCACCCUGGAUCAGUCGACACCAUCCGCCCUAAACCACCCCUAUCCCGCAUCCAGCUCAUCAUCAUAUCCAUCGUGUCCCACUUCAUUUUAAGUCCAGACCAGGGUGCAUAUACCUCGGCGUUUGCAGCUGCGUCGGAAGAAGUCGCCAAGCAGCGCGAGAAGUAUAAGGGCAUGUAUUUGAUACCGUUCGGCAAGAUAACGGACCCGACGAAGGUGGCGAGGGAUGAGGGGCUUGCAAAGGAGCUUUGGGAUACUGUGGAUAAGUUUUUGGAGGAGAAGGGGAUUUGAUGGAUGUUUUGUUUUAUUGAUGAGUUGAACAGCCGUACCUCUAAGAGGUGUUGAACGGACAAGGAUGUUAAUCUGGGCACUAAAAUAUGAUGGAACAAUCAUCCCUGUUGAUGCAUGGCACUGGUGCCCAUCCAGCCUGCGCGCUUUCCCUCUCCUUUUUAGUACAUCUUUGCAUCGUGUUUUACAUCUUACUGUAUGCCAUUUCUACAUCAUCAAUUUGUUGGCCCUUCGUCUGUUG
Molecule: messenger RNA, 1212 nt
Organism: Suillus plorans
Lineage: Eukaryota; Fungi; Basidiomycota; Agaricomycetes; Boletales; Suillaceae
Exons: 8
Coding region: 21-974 (317 amino acids)
Source: RefSeq, a predicted model, not a curated record